UGCUGAAUGGGAUACAGAGACUGCAUCGAAUGCAGAAUUAGAUACUGAUGUUCAGAAUAAUAUUGAAUUGGGUUCGUUGUCUUCAACAAAAAUACAACCAGUUGUCGAUAGAGAUAUUGUUAUAGAUAAGAUUCAUGUAGCCAAUUUCACGAGUGAUAUGCUAUCUACAUUGACAGUUACAGGAGCAGAAAAUGAAGAGAUGUCAGGGAAAACCUCCUCCGAUGACAAAAUAGAGGAUUCCUCGUAUCCACGACUAACAACCGGCUGUGCGUCUGCAGAAAUAGAAACUGAGAAAUCUUUACAAAAAGCAGAAUUAAAAGUCGAUGACAAAUACGGGCAAGAUACAUUAGAGGAUGAAACAAAUGAAAAACAAGAAGAGGAAAUGUCAGGUGAUAUAACUGCAGAACAGUUAUGUGAGCAAACAGAGGGAGCAUUGGUUGAUUGUGAUGUCAAUGAAAUAGGUCCGAGCGAAGUCACCAACAUAACUACUCCAAUAAAAAACAGACGGCACGUUAUGGAAGGCACCACUCCAAAACGGAGUGUCAGACUGCAAGAAAGACGAGAAAACACUCCAUCCAAGUGGGAGGAAGAGUAUGUGUUUACACCCCUUAGACGUGCUGACGAGAGUAAGAAAAUCGAAAGAGAUCAACGCAAUAUCAGGAGUACACAAUCGGAUGAAAAGGUCAGUGAUCAGAGCCAAACUGACGAAUUAUCGGAUAUUCAGAAAGACCGCAAUAUCUCCGAACAGCGAAGCGAAAAGUUCAAGCGCGUUUUAUUCCGAUGAUAUUGCUUCAGCUUCAAACAAAACAGAUGAGACAUACUUAGACUCGUCGUCAAAGAUCUCUGACAUUGAUAUUUCCUCUCAAACGAAAGGACACGCUAAUAUUCUUAACAGUUUGGAUGAAGCACCGAAAGAGAUCAAUCCUUCGAUUUCUUCUGAGGAACAUCCUCCAUUGAAGAUCAGGGUUAAGAAAUCCGCAGACGGAACAACAAGGAUAGUAGCCUCGCCAUCAUCAAAAUCGGCCGUUCUGAACAUGUGUUCCGGGAACCCUGAGCUAGUUUUAACACCGUGUGAUAAAAAACAGAAGAAGAAAAAUGUCCCUAUGAGGAGCCUUCUGAAACCGAACCUGGUGCUCAGGAAAUGUCCCUCCCCGCCAUCAACAUCCAAACGGAAGUCAAAGCUAUCGGAAUUAGCUCCAAUCGAACCAGACAAUAAAUAUUCUGACCGCAGUAAUAAAAAGAAAAAGGAAGAAAGACAUACAUGUGAUGCAAGAGAUACUAGCAGACGACAACAGAGCCAUACCAGUGAUACAGGAGAGAGAGUCCCAUUGGAAAGGGCUGGGAAACGGAAGCUUGACGAUACGGAAGAUCUCUUUAAAAAUGUCUUGGUUGGGAAGCACGCAUCUAUACUUUGGCUCAGUGAAAAUCGGCGCCAUUUUCUGUUGAAACAUGCCGAAAGUACUCCGUCGGAUAUAGAUGAUAUGCUUAGCGAAGCAUGGAAAAACCUUGAUGGAAAAGAAAAAAUGAAAUACUACCAAAGAGCUAGUGGAGCCAUGAGAGACGAAAACAAACACUCCAGUGUCAAGUCGAGAUCACGCCAACCUGGGAAGGACAACGCUUUGCUGAAAGAUGGCGGUAAAAUGUCUAAGAAAAUGUUGCGAUUUUUAUCAUUAUCGCCUAUGGAACAACACGAGGAACUCCGUAGGUGGCUUCGAUUUUUCGUGUACGAGGUUUCCCCUGCAGAAUACGCUAAAUUAAUGGCAGACUUCAAAGAAACGAUGAAAGACAUCAAGGGCAAUCCACAGAAAACGCGUAAGGCUUCUGAUUUGGAAAUGCAAGCAUUAUAUAGAAAAAUUCUAUUUCAGAAAAUCUUGGAUCUCCAGGACAAGAUUGUUGACAUUUAUCAUCAAAAACGAGAAAGACAGGACGAAAUUGUCAAAGAGGGAUUCGAUAUCCUCACAAAACGGCUAAUUAUUGGUGACAAUAUAUCUUUCUCAAACACAGUUCGAUCAGAAGAUCUCCAACAGGUGUUACAAGAUCUCAAACUUCUUGAAAACGAGAGAAGAGUAGCGGUAUCCGGGACACCUCUAAAAUCUAAAAGCUACGAGAAUGUCUUGGAACAAUUGCAGGAAUGUGAGCAAAUUGCGGAGGCUGAAGCGCCAUCGGUUGAGUCGUCAUCGAAUGGUAAACCAUCGCCAACAUCUGAGCUUCCGGAAGCGGAUUCCCGAUUCGCAUGUGAACUUCUAUCUAAUACCAAACAUCAAAAGCUGCCACAAUUUGAAGUGUUUAAUCUAGAACGAGAUUUGGAGACAGAUCUUGGUGGAUGUUUAUCAAAGGAAGAAACAGACGAAAAUACCACCAAAGAAAUCUUCGAGAAAUUGUCGCAAUUCUUCAAUCAGGAAGCACUUCUUAAUCAUGAUACUAACAUCUGGGCGCCUGGCUUAUCUCCAGGGAGGCACAUAUCAGGGACAAGUUCGGUCCUAACAGACUGUCUGCUGGCUGAUCAGUUUAAAAUGCUAGCACAAAAUCCGUCAGUUUUUGGUUCUGGUGUCAAAAUGCUGAUUGAUCCGAGCCAAUUAAAACCUUUCAUCCAGGAGAGAAACAUACACGGGUUCCGGUCUGCUCCGAGAGUAGUCCAAUACCCGUCAACACUUCUCAGGUACGCGCCAUCUACCGGGGAUAAAAAUCAGAACGGAUAUACAAAAAGACGAACACCUACUUCAAAAUAUGACAAAUACAAAACGCACUCGUUGUCCGGGCAUUCGCCUGUUACUGUCCACUACACCGGACGUUCGAGAUACCCAAUUAGCCAUUCUUUACCCAGAAUGCAUCAAUUUUCCCAGCUCCCUCGCCAACCUUCCCAACAAACAAGAUGGAAGCCGCCAUCGGAACAGUCGUCAGUGGGGCAGAGACCGAGAAUUUCAGCAAAGGAAUAUGACAGUCGAUAUACCAGUAUAAUACAUAGGAGGAUACAAAAUGUUGCGGGUGGAACAGUUGUUCAAUAUACAGCUUCAUCCCUUGGGAGGCGGCCAUCUUCCUGAACAGCUGUUCAAUACACAGCUUCAUCCCUUGGGAGGCGGCCAUCUUCCUGAACAGUUGUUCAAUACACAGCUUCAUUCCUUGGGAGGCGGCCAUCUUCCUGAACAGUUGUUCAAUGCACAGCUUCAUCCCUUGGGAGGCGGCCAUCUUCCUGAACAAUUGUUAAAUACACAGCUUCAUCCCUUGGGGUGCGGCCAUCUUCUUGAACAGUUGUUCAAUGCACAGCUUCAUCCCUUGGGAAGUGGCCAUCUUCCUGAACAUUUGUUCAAUACACAGCUUCAUCCCUUGGGAGGCGGCCAUCUUCCAAAACAGUUGUUCAAUACACAGCUUAAUCCCUCUGGAGGCGGCAAUAUUCAUGAACAGCUGUCCGGUGCAUGCACAUCGUCCUCCAUUUGUAUGCGGAUAUCUUGCUAAUCAGUUGUCCGUUUUAUAGCUUUAUCUUCUUGAGUAGGAAUCCAUCCAUCAUCAUCAACAGUUGACAUAUCUCUACACGAACCAUUGUAUAUUGGUGUCCCGGCAUGCAAACAUCAGGAUAAGCUACAGUAGCUGAUUCCGAUGUAAAUAUUUUCUCGGGUUUACAAUUAGCAGCAUCUGAAAUAUUAGGUAACCUCUAAAAAGGUCGCCAUUGUAUUGGAGUUGUUAAAUGUUCCGACAUAUAUGUGUUAUAGACUCUUCUCUCUGAAAUAUUGAUUUAUUUCCUCGUCAUUUAAGUUAGACGUUAUGCUUUAUUUAGAAUUGUUGUUUUUGAAUGUUUUAAAAUUGCUGAAUUCAUAGAUUUAUUCUGAAAAGAUGUCAUUAGCUCUAUUUGCGCGUUAUCAAUUGUCGCGUACCUUAAAACUUAAAACCCUUGAUUUUCUUGUACACUUCAAACGUGUCAUCGAACCUUUAAACACUUCCAAACGUGUCCUCGAAUGAUGCAUCUAAUCCAAGUUCCCAUUCACGGUAAAUAGAUUACAUCACGUUAUAAUUCAGAGCUCUUCUGGAUAGGAGGUGCAUGUCACAGUAAAAGUACCACGUAUCCUUAAAAUUUUAUUAACCUGUUGCCCUACCUUGUAUUACAUUUAUUUUUAUUAUUAGUUAUAGUUUUUAGGUAGUAAUGCAAUUUUCAUAAAUUAUCUUACUCUGGAGAUAUCUUAUUUCAAGCAUUUAGAUUGCAUGUACAUGUAUGCAUUAUAAAAAUUGCAAGAAUUUGUUAUAUCGAGGUUUUACAAUGCAUAUAUAUAUGUAUCAUAGAUAUGUACUGAUGUACAACUUAUAGAUUAUACGUAUAUAUCGAAUGCGCACAAACAAAAUAGUUGUAUGAUACAUGAAACACUUUGUCAACCAUUAAUUAAAAAAAUAUCCUU
Pecten maximus is the source of this 4385-nucleotide messenger RNA. RefSeq lists its product as uncharacterized. The record is from RefSeq and is a predicted model, not a curated record. The transcript is spliced from 5 exons. The coding region runs from base 594 to 3041 and encodes 815 amino acids. NCBI's taxonomy places the organism in Eukaryota, Metazoa, Mollusca, Bivalvia, Pectinida, Pectinidae.